AUGGACUCGACUCGGCCAGAUUACGACCACAUCCUUCCUCUCCUCUCCGCUCCGAACCCAUGGCGUCCUGAAUCCGAGAGCCACCUGCUAGAACCGUUUACGUACCUCACGUCCAAUCCCGGCAAAGACAUGCGUUCGCACCUGAUCGAGGCGUUUAACCUCUGGCUCCAAGUCGGCGAACGUGAACUGGCGAUUGUGGGUAAAGUGGUGAAUAUGUUGCAUAAUGCGAGUUUGAUGAUGGACGACGUCGAAGACGAUUCUCAGCUCCGUCGUGGUGCACCCGUCGCACACAAGAUUUACGGAAUUCCGCAAACGAUUAAUACUGCGAAUUAUGUUUAUUUCUUGGCGUACCAAGAGUUGUUUCAAGUUGCGAGACUGGGAUCAUCGGACAGGACAAAAGAUUUAGACAAGGUCGUUACUGAAGAACUUUUAAAUCUCCAUCGAGGCAGGGGUUAG
Molecule: messenger RNA, 456 nt
Organism: Rhizoctonia solani
Lineage: Eukaryota; Fungi; Basidiomycota; Agaricomycetes; Cantharellales; Ceratobasidiaceae
Product: farnesyl-diphosphate synthase
Exons: 4
Coding region: 1-456 (151 amino acids)
Biological process (GO): isoprenoid biosynthetic process
Molecular function (GO): prenyltransferase activity
Source: RefSeq, a predicted model, not a curated record